CGCGCAGCCCCUCCUCUCGCGUCCAACCCGCCGCGUGUCUCAUUCAUCGGCAGCACCACAGCCUGGUGGCUCGCGGAGGUGUCGGGCUGCUUCGCGGAGGGCUGGAAACUCCACUUGAGCGGGCGAGUCUUUUGAAGAGAUGGCCAGCUGAGCGCGGACACAGGAGGAGGAGGAGGACGACGGAAAGGUCUCCCCCGCCAUGUCCUUGCCUCCUAUCGCGCCGCCGCCUUCUGCCGCCCCCCGACUGCAGUCGAGGAAGCAACACCAGCCGUCGCCUCCGGUGGCGGCUCCUCGAAAGCCGAUGGCGGUGCUCGCGGCGGCCCCUCUAGCUCCAGGCAAGCCUCCUCGGAAAGGGCGCGGCGUGCCUUCAGAGCGAGCCGCCGGCUUCUCCAGUUCCUGGCCCAGCGCCUCUCUGCAGAAGCAGCUGCCGCGCAGCCGAGCUGCCCAAGGGAGCAGGAACGCCCCGCCGCCCGAAGGAGGGGUGGCAGCGGCAGCCGCUUUAGGCGCUGCCUUAUCUCGCAGCCGGGGCCGCUCGGGACCGCCAGCCGCGGGCACGCGCUCCUGCGAGAGCCUCUGCGCGGCGCCCGGAGGCCGCGGGGAGGCUUCGCUGCGCUUCUCACUAAGCCUUCCGCCGGAGGCGAUCCGGGUCCUACAGCGCCGAAGCCUGGAGAAGCAGCGGCCGCGAGGGCGGCUGGCUCGCUUCGCUUCCCCCGACGCCUCCAAGUGUCCUUUGGCGGGAGGCUCGUCGCCCGAGGGGGACUUGCGCGCCCUGCUGCAGGUGUCCCUGCUGAACGAGCGCCAUCGCUACGACGACGUGGAGUACGAGGAGGAAGAGGCGGCGGGCGACCCCGGAGCCUCUACGGCGGAUGAAGGGCUGGUCCGUAAGUGCACCGAAUGGCUCCGUGGCGUGGAAAGCGCCGCUGCCCGGGACCGGGCGGACAAGAUGGACACCCUGCCUCACUUGAGCACCCUUUGAGCGGCCAGCUGCUGGCUCCUCAGCCUUUCAUAGCCGGCGUAGCCCUUCGGGAAGGGCGACCUUCCGAAGAAGCAUCGUUUGCAAACAAAAAUUCUUAUCAUUCCUUUUCCCGGUUGCUUUCUAGUUUAUUCCUGCGAAAAAUCUCACUUUCUACCUGUGGGUAGUACUCUAUAGUACUGUAGUGGGUUUCGUCCUCUGUCGGCUCUGGAUCUUUCCUGGGGAGGUGGGUGUGGUUUUCUUUUUGUGCCUUUUCUCAAACACGCAGAGGGAAAGCCCUGUCAUUCUGGUAUCACCAGUUGCUAAGGAAGCAAGGUGGCCUCACGUUGUACCACAGUAGCUGUAUGUAAAAUGCACAUUAGACUCCAGUCAACACCAUCACUUUGCCGAUAGCACAUCAGAAAGGUGCUUACCAUUGUCCUCAAGAUAAGUGUCAAAUAUGUCUGCCAGAAGGGCAGACUCACUUGGUUGGAAAUCUGCUUCACUUCAAAAUGGAUUAUUUAUCCAGCAUUUUAAAAAAUGCUGUUGUUUCAUAAUGUUAAGGAAAAAGAGACAGGAAUGCAACUCAUUUGUGUAUUAUUCUUUGCUAAGCUAGUAUAAAUUUUUGAACAUGAAAGAUGAGAAUGGUGAAUGAAGUUUGAUGCCUCGGUGUAUACGUUUUACUAAAACCAGCCAAAUGUGUGUGUUCAAUUUUUUCAUCAAUAUUCAACUUGUUAUAACACAGUGAUUUAUUUUAUUAAUGUUUGUAAAGGUUGAGGACUCCGCAUAAUCUGAAUCUGUUCCAAAUAUGUUUGGAACAGGUUCACCUUACGGAAAAAGAGGGGAAAAAACCCUUAAUGCAUUCUGAGAUCCAGGGGAGGCAAAGGAAGACUGAAGAAACUUUCUCCAUGGUUUAUUUUAACUUCCUGGAUGUGCCCUGAGGGUGACUGUGGAGUUUAUGAAUUAACUUUCAUUCUACACAAGAGAGACAAAAAGAAAUAUGCUGUCUCUAUUCAAAGUGUUCUGAAUGAAAAUAUUUUUUUUAUUAGUGCUUUGUAAAUACAGAAUAGCGCAGUGAUUUUGUAAAUCUGUAACAUUUCUAUUUAUUUGAAUAAACAGUAAAAUUUUA
Molecule: messenger RNA, 2081 nt
Organism: Candoia aspera
Lineage: Eukaryota; Metazoa; Chordata; Lepidosauria; Squamata; Candoiidae
Gene: PRR18
Product: proline rich 18
Exons: 1
Coding region: 200-976 (258 amino acids)
Source: RefSeq, a predicted model, not a curated record